Molecule: messenger RNA, 753 nt
Organism: Penicillium subrubescens
Lineage: Eukaryota; Fungi; Ascomycota; Eurotiomycetes; Eurotiales; Aspergillaceae
Product: phosphatidylglycerophosphatase
Exons: 1
Coding region: 1-753 (250 amino acids)
Molecular function (GO): phosphatidylglycerophosphatase activity
Source: RefSeq, a predicted model, not a curated record
AUGGCCGGCUCACCAAACUCCAACCUCCGAGGCUUCAACCACGCCGUCCAAACCCUCCUCAAACAACCCUCCCAAUUCCUCCCACACCUCACAAUCCCAACAUUCACCCACCUCCCCGAAGACCUAGGACCACACCUAGUCAAGAACUGCCAAACUCAAUCCGACAACCUCAACUCCAAACCUACCACCCCACAGCGCAUCCCCAAAAUCCGCGCCCUAGUCCUAGACAAAGACAACACCCUCUGCCCCCCAAAAACAACCACCUUCCCCCCGCAAAUCCUAACAAAACUCUCCCACCUCCGAACAUCCCCAACAUCCCCCUUCAACCUCACCACAAAUCCUUACGCAAUCCUCAUCGUCUCAAAUCGGGCGGGGAGCCACCCAACCUACGACACCGAAGUACACUCCCUAGAAACCCAACUCUCGCACCUCCGCAUCCCAGUCUUCCGCCUUCCAGAAGGAACAGAAAAGAAACCAUUCUGCGGGGACGAAGUAGUAAAGUGGUUCAAGGAGCGCGGGGUGGUUGAGUCACCAAAUGAGAUCGCCGUUGUGGGGGAUCGAUUGGGGACGGAUGUGAUUAUGGCGGGGAUGAUGGGGUCUUGGAGUGUUUGGUGUAAGGAGGGGGUUUUUGAGGUUGGGGAGGAGGGGAAGAAGGGGAGGAAUGUUUUGGAGAAGAUGGAGGUUUGGAUUGAGAGGUUUUUGAGGGAGAGGAAGGGGUGUGUUGCGCCGGUGCCGAAGGGGUGGGAGGAGUGA